UGAGCUGAAGUGACGAACACACCUCCGUAAACGUGUCUCUUGGGGCAUCAUUACGUGUCUCUCAGGGCAUCAUUACCGGGGGCUUUGUUGCUUUUCCUCGGAAUUUUUUUGGAAUUCAUCUUUUCCAAGUCACGUUUUGCCACUGAAGGCAUAACAAGCUCAUUAAAGUCGUGUCAGAGACUCCUCUGACGUCAGCAUUUGUGACACUCAGUUUGGUGUCAUUUCAACCGAUAAGAUAUGACAUGUAGUUACAUGUAGCCACGGUAUUUAAUCCUUCUUGACUCCCAGAUGACUAUGAACGUGUAGAGUUUGCCUGAUAUUAACCAUCGUCUGUCAUCAUCCUUAAUGACCCUUAUACGUUGAUGACCGCGGUUUUGAUAACCAUUUUGAGUGUCCACAGACAAGCUCAAUGCAAUCAGCCUGCCCCGUAUACAAUGCAUCGCUGCCAGUGACGACCAUUGUACUCCUUGAAUGCUGUGCCUUUUAAUUUCUCCAGUAGCCUUUAUAGUUGCAUGCAGUGACGAACCCAUCACAUAAUACACACUGCCCGUGACUUGGUUGGCGUCAUCACAAUGCUCUCUUAGUCAAUCACAAGUUUUCAAGGUAGCAUUUGCAAACGGCAUCUUCAAGUGUUGCAUCAUUGUAUCAUCAUCAUUCAUUUUCUCAGUUAAAUAGACUGAUCAGAAGCAGUUCUGCUCCACCAGUAGUACCAGGGAAGUUUAACAAUGGAACUCGAAGGCCAACCUGAAAAUGCAACACCUGGUUCUGACGGUGCUGAUCUAGCUGGAGCACAGGAUAUCGCGAUUGGCGUGGUUCUGUGGUUGAUGUCCCUCUUCGGCGCAGCAGGCAACUGCCUGACGAUCCUCGCCAUCAUCACCGACCGCCAGCUCCGCUCCCAAUCGUCCAGUUACCUGAUCGUCAACCUGGCCGUGGCUGACAUGGUGGUCUUCGUGGUCAUCGAGCCGUUCUUGGCCUUUGGUACAGCCACCCGUACCUGGCCCUUCUCCACACCGUUCUGCGCAUCCCUUGGAGUCCUUGUCAACCAGCACAUGGUGGUAUCCGUGUGCAGCAUGACGGCUAUAGCCGUCAACAGGUACUACAGCGUGGUCAGGCGCACCAGCUAUCACCGUGUGUUCACCGGUCCAAGGACCCUCAUCAUGUGCCUUGCCACAUGGUUGCUUGGUUCAGCCUUAUUCCUACCGCUGGUCGCAUCCCCGUUCUAUGCCAACUACAGCGCCUACUACGGCGUCUGCGUCGUUACAUCGCAAGACACCAAACUGGGAAAGGCCGUAAUUACACUGAUUGCUUUGAAUAUUGUUGUCAACAUAGUCAUCAGCUCAGUGUGCUACCUGCAGAUCUACCGGGAGGUGAGGAAGAGCAGGCUCCGAGUUAUGCCGCAGGUACCCCUGCCUGGCAGUGACGGUCAACCUUCCGAAGACCAGCCCGCCUCGAAUGGGUCAAAUCAGAAAAACGGCGUCCCUGCACGGAUGGCCAUCGCUAAGCAGCAGAUCCACCGAGCUGAUGUCGCUAUUUCUAUCAACCUCUUCAUCGUCUUUGCCGUAUUCUGCAUCUGCUGGACACCCUUGGCUAUCUUCAUCUUUAUCCAGACCUCAGUUAGCGUGCAGCUCAUUCCCGGUUCGGUGUGGCAGACAGCCUACAAAUUGGUUCUCUUCAACUCCACGCUUAACAUCUUCAUCUACGCCUGGAAAAAUCGCAAGUUGCGAUCGGCCUAUAUCAAACUUUUGAGAUGCCAAAGACGUACAUGAGUAGUCCACAUUGCGUGUAUAACAAAGGCCGAGAAUUAGGACAAAAACGCCUCACGUGUUACAAGUCUUAAAUUCUGUAGGUAAACUUAAAGGCAUGUAGGAACA
Messenger RNA from Patiria miniata (bat star), 1871 nucleotides. RefSeq names its product 5-hydroxytryptamine receptor 7-like. Gene Ontology annotation, molecular function: G protein-coupled receptor activity. The record is from RefSeq and is a predicted model, not a curated record. Bases 726 to 1766 code for a protein of 346 amino acids. Lineage: Eukaryota; Metazoa; Echinodermata; Asteroidea; Valvatida; Asterinidae. Gene Ontology annotation, cellular component: membrane. The transcript has a single exon. Gene Ontology annotation, biological process: G protein-coupled receptor signaling pathway.